UCCCACUCUGCUCUUGACAGCUCUCCCUUGCAGAGCCGCAGCCGAGUCCCGUGGGUUCGGGAACCUGUAGCCCCGUUCUCCGCGCGUCCCCGUCCCCCCGUGGCUCUGGCCCUGGCCAUGAAGCGCAUCUUCUCCUGCUCCAGCUCACAGGUGGCGGUGGAGAGAUGGAACCGCCACGAUCAGAAGCUGCUGGAGGCGGUGCAGCGGGGGGAUGUGGGACGCGUGGCUGCGCUGGCCUCGAGGAAGUCGGCCCGACCCACCAAGCUGAACUCGAGUGGCCAGUCCUCAUUUCAUCUGGCAGCCGCCAAAGGCCUGACAGAAUGUCUGACUAUCCUGCUUGCAAACGGGGCUGACAUCAACAGCAAGAACGAGGACGGAAGCACUGCUCUGCACUUGGCCACCAUCUCCUGCCAGCCCCAAUGUGUCAAAGUCCUGCUGCAGCAUGGUGCCAAUGAAGAUGCCGUGGAUGCCGAGAAUCGCAGUCCGCUGCACUGGGCAGCCUCCUCUGGCUGUGCCUCAAGUGUUCUCCUGCUGUGUGACCACGAAGCCUUCCUGAAUGUCCCAGAUAACGAUGGACGGACGCCCCUGAUGAUUGCCUCACUGGGUGGCCACGCAACUAUCUGCUCCCAGCUCCUGCAGAGAGGUGCCCAAGUUAAUGUCACAGACAAGGAUACCAAGUCGGCUCUGAUCCUGGCCUGUGAGAAAGGCAGCGCUGAGGUGGCCGAACUGCUCCUGAGCCACGGAGCAGACGCAGGGGCGGUGGACAGCCAGGGGCACGACGCUCUGCAUUAUGCUCUGCACACAGAGGACCGGGAGCUGUGGAGGCUGCUUCGGCAGGCCCUGCAACGGCAGGGGCGGCAGGGAGGUCAGGGGCUUGUUCAACAUCCAGAUCUUGCCUCCCAGGCUCCUCCCGUGGGUUCUCCACCCAAGAGCCCAUGGAGAGCAGAGCCCGAGGAAGAAGAGGAGGAAGACCCAGGUUCGGAUGAGUGGAGGUGGAAGUAUGAGGAGGAGCAGAGGAAGGUUUCUCAGUUGGAGCGGGAGCUGGUGCGAAAGACGGAAGAGAGUGAGGCUCAGGCUGCAGCCUUUCUGGGCCUGGAGAACGGGGUUCGAGAGCAGGUGCAGGAACUGGGGCUCCUCCUAUUCCAACAGCCUGGAGCUCCAGGAGGGCAGGGCCCUAGUCUUCGGCCUGAAGGGGACGGCAUGGAGCAGGGCUGUCCCUUGGGCCUGCUGGCUGAGCGCAUUCAGGAGCUAAAGAAGCAGCAGCAGGCCUCAGCCACAACCGCGGCCAACCCACUGUUAGCUUCUAAGAGGGCUGAAGACUUAGUCUCCUGGGAGACCCAGUGUGAAGCCUCGGGAGGGGCCCAACUGGAAGAACAGGGCCCCCUCCAGAGCCCAACGUCUGAGGCCAUCGGGAAAGCCACCAGUGGUGGACAGGCCCUUGGCCCUGAUCAUACCCACAGGCCACAUGCUGGCCAGCAAGAGAGGCCACAGGCUCCAGGGGCUGACCCACUGGGUGCCUGCGAUGUGAACCAGCUCCUGUUACAGUUGAGGGAGGAGCUGGCUGAGGUGUGGCGAGACAAGGAUGCUGCCAGAGGGGCUCUGUCAAGACCGGUCCUGGAGGGCACUCUGGUGACACCCCGGGCGGAGGCUGCAGCGGCUGCCUGGGAGAAGAUGGAGGCCAGGCUGGAGCAGGUGCUGGUUAGGCUGGAUCGCGCAAAGGCCGGAUUGCCCGUGAAGCCUGAGGCCCCUGCCCAGGAGCCCAGAGAGGGAGCCCCGCAGGAGGCCACCCCAGAAGAGAACAAAGCGGGGCAGCAAAGCGCUCCUGGGGUCCGGGGAGAGCCUUAUGGGGGCCCUGGAAGGGGACAGGUACCUGGAGGAGGUCUGGCCAAGGGGCAGCUGGAGAAGGAGGUGGCAGCACUGAGGCUGAGCAAUAGUAACCUGCUGGGGGAGCUGGGUGAGCUGGGGCAGGAAAGGCAGCGGUUGCAGGGAGAGCUGCAGGCCCUGGGCCGGCGGCUCCAGCGGGAUUUCGUCCCCAAGCCUGAGGCGCAGGUCCAGCUGCAGCAGUUAAGGCGGAGCGUGGGGCUGCUGACGGACGAGCUGGCCAUGGAGAAGGAGGCCACCGAGAAGCUGCGGCAGCGCCUGGCCUCCCAGAGCAGCGGCCUCCGUGGGCUGUGGGACUACCUGCCCCCCGAGCUGGUGGGCGAGGGCGGUGCAGGCCGCACGGCGGCCGAGCCCCUGGAGGAGCUGCGGGUCUGCAUCCGCGCCCUGGCCGACGGGCACCGCGGCGCGGACUUGGCGGCGCGGGCCGUGGAGCAGGAGCGCCAGGCGGCCGACGCUCGCGCGCGCUCGCAACAAUUCGAGAAGACGGCCGAGGUGCUCAGAGGCAAGGUGGAGCACCUCAUCGGGGCCUGCCGGGACAAGGAGGCCAAGAUCAAGGAAUUGUUGAAGAAGCUGGAGCAACUCUCAGAGGAGGUGUUGGCAGUGCGAGGAGAGAACGCUCGCCUUGCCCUGCAGCUGCAGGAUUCCCAGAAGAACCACGAAGAGAUCAUCUCCGCCUAUAGGAAGCACCUGCUAGAUGCUGCUCAGGGUUACAUGGAGCAAGAUGUGUACAAUAUCCUACUGCGAAUCCUCAGCAUACGGGAGGAGUGAGGUAGUUGCUGCCCGGAGGGGUGUGCGAUGUCCCCCAAUUUCUCCCUUGGAGUAAGAGUGUCUCUGAUUCCCAGAGGCUCCAUCAGGCUUUGGAGGAUGGGGGCAGGCGUGAGGAUGGCGUGGGUGGGGUUCCACCUGACAUUAUGGACCCCAGACCUGAGAACCUGAAGCCUGGAGUCAGCAUGGGUGAGACCAGAGGAGACGCACAGAGGCCAGCUCUAUGGAAAAUAAAGCAGGAGGUGGUGUGGU
Messenger RNA from Suricata suricatta (meerkat), 2898 nucleotides. RefSeq names its product ankyrin repeat domain 35 (gene ANKRD35). NCBI's taxonomy places the organism in Eukaryota, Metazoa, Chordata, Mammalia, Carnivora, Herpestidae. The transcript has 15 exons. Gene Ontology annotation, molecular function: actin binding. The record is from RefSeq and is a predicted model, not a curated record. Bases 118 to 2649 code for a protein of 843 amino acids.